AUGGACGAGAUCGCGCGAUCCCGCGUCAUCAAGUUUGUCGUGGGACCCGAGAAAGUCGAAUUCAACGUCCACGAAGCGUCCGUCACUUGGCUUUCUCGGCCACUCAGCGCCUUGCUUACGAGUGGCAUGCAAGAAUCUGUUGAGGCACGGGUGGUUUGGGACGAUGUCGAGCCAGGUACUUUUACCAAGUUCUUGGAGUACGCCUACAGUGGCAGCUUCACCGUGCCGGACGAGGAGAUUCAGUCGAAAAAAAGAAAUUUUAUGUCCUUGCGGAGAAAAAUCAAGACGCAUCGACUACUGACGGAGAAUCUUGGACCCGAAUUUAUCUACGCCAUCCAACACUUUGAGCAUUGCAACGCAUCGUCGGCUAGCUCUGCUAAUGCUGAAGCGACAUCAGAGGCAAACCUGUCGACAACCACCGCACAGAGCACGAUGCACUCAAAAACAUACUACUUGGCACAUGCUCGCCUCUACAUCCUUGCGGAAAAAUACUGCAUACCCGUACUGAGGACACUCUGCGUUGAGAGAGUGCAGCAAAGCUUGCUUGACAAUCCUAGAGAGAGGGAUCUGGUAUUUACACUGGUUGACAUGAUUCGCUAUGUCUGGCCCCGAACAAUGCCUAACGACGCGUUUCGCAAAUUGCUGCUCCGUUACGCCAUCACUAACAUGCGAUGGAUAAUGUCGACAAGGACGUUCAUCAAGAAUCUGAAGGACCUUCCCGAAGUUUGCCAGGAGUUGCUCACAAUGAUUCCCAUGACCUACUGGGGGUUGCUCUGA
This is a messenger RNA of Colletotrichum destructivum, 777 nucleotides long. Its product is annotated as Putative BTB/POZ domain-containing protein. Gene Ontology annotation, molecular function: protein binding. Bases 1 to 777 code for a protein of 258 amino acids. The record is from RefSeq and is a predicted model, not a curated record. Lineage: Eukaryota; Fungi; Ascomycota; Sordariomycetes; Glomerellales; Glomerellaceae. The transcript is spliced from 2 exons.